This is a messenger RNA of Neolamprologus brichardi, 373 nucleotides long. NCBI's taxonomy places the organism in Eukaryota, Metazoa, Chordata, Actinopteri, Cichliformes, Cichlidae. The record is from RefSeq and is a predicted model, not a curated record.
UCCCACCAGUGCCUGUGAGUUGAUGAGUAAAGCAGACAUCUGGUUAAUCCGAACCCACUGGGAUUUUGAAUUCCCUCGUCCUUUCCCCCCCAACUUCAAAUAUGUUGGUGGGAUCCACUGCAGACCUGCUAAACCUUUACCAGAGGAUCUGGAGGAAUUUGUGCAGAGUUCUGGAGAUGAUGGCAUUGUGAUCUUCACUUUAGGAUCCAUGAUCAACAACGUCACCAAGGAGAAGGCAAACAUGAUAGCCUCAGGCCUCGCUCAGAUCCCACAAAAGGUGCUGUGGGGAUAUAGAGGAGAAAAGCCAGAAACUUUGGGUGGCAACACUAAAAUAUAUGACUGGAUCCCUCAGAAUGACCUCCUGGGUAAGUAA